Spirodela intermedia is the source of this 339-nucleotide messenger RNA. NCBI's taxonomy places the organism in Eukaryota, Viridiplantae, Streptophyta, Magnoliopsida, Alismatales, Araceae. The record is from the annotation of a GenBank genome assembly.
AUGGCGUCCAGUUCUCCGUGGACGGCAAAGCAGAACAAGCAGUUCGAGCGGGCCCUGGCGGUGUUCGACAAGGACACCCCGGACCGGUGGCAGAAGGUGGCAAGGGAGGUGGGUGGCAAGUCCCCCGAUGAAGUGAAGCGGCACUACGACGACCUCAUCGACGACCUCCGGCGCAUCGAGUCGGGCCGAGUCCCCGUCCCCAACUACCGCUCCUCAGCCUCCCGGAGCGGCGGCAGCGGCGGCCGGGAGAGACUAGACGAGGAGCAGAGGUUGUCGUUAACUCUAAGCAACGACCCUUGUUUCUUCGGUUCGUCUUCUCCAAUCCGCUCUACAUUCUAA